Messenger RNA from Perkinsus marinus ATCC 50983, 993 nucleotides. RefSeq lists its product as hypothetical. The transcript has 9 exons. NCBI's taxonomy places the organism in Eukaryota, Perkinsozoa, Perkinsida, Perkinsidae. Bases 1 to 993 code for a protein of 330 amino acids. Gene Ontology annotation, biological process: mitochondrial L-ornithine transmembrane transport. The record is from RefSeq and is a predicted model, not a curated record. Gene Ontology annotation, molecular function: L-ornithine transmembrane transporter activity.
AUGGCGACAUAUUUGGGCCAGUGUUUGACGCUAGGACAGUUGCAUACUUUGGCUGGGGCUACAGCCUCGUUCGUGGCGGUGAUAUCGUCUUAUCCAUUGGACUUGAUGAAGAAUAGAGUAGCUUCUGCAUCCCUUUACAAGUCCCCUUUGGACUGUAUGAGGAUCACAUGGAAAAAUGAGGGUUUUAAAGGCUUUUAUAAAGGAGUAUCGUCGCCUAUGAUUGGGGACGUGGCGAUUGGGAUGACAGCCUUUGGAGUGUAUGGGUAUAUGAGUACUCGCCUUAAGCAGAGUUCUAACAAUUCGUUCAGUCCGACCAAAACGGCCGCUAUUUCUGGCGGGACUGCGGGCCUGGCAGCUGCUGUGAUUGGAUGCCCUUUCGAAGUGGUUAAGCUUCAACUCCAGAUGCAGUACGUGCGAGGCCUCAGCGCUUCUAUCAACGUUGCUUCGUCGGAGUAUACGUCAGUAGUGAAUCACGCCGUUGCAGUCCGUCGGGCUGAGCAUCUCGGUAGUGUGUAUAGAGGCCUUGUUGAUUGCGUCAAGCAAGUGGUUGGGUCUCGCGCCUAUAAUAUGGGUUUAACUGCUAUGUGCAUGCGUAAUGUAGUGGGAUGGAGCAUCUCAUACCCUACGUUUGAGUAUCUGCGGAACUGCUUUGCAGAGCACAUGUUUGGCGAUUUUAGUGAACAGUCUGUAGCGAAAUUGCCUACAUGGUCGCUGAUGCUCUCGGGCGGAAUCAGUGGAUCGAUAUUUUGGACGGCUGUGUUCCCUAUGGACGUUAUCAAGGCGAAUAUGCAGGGCCAGAAAAUUAAUGAACGGACCUGGGCAUGCCUCCGUAGCUGCGUUGGUGACCUUUAUAAAGCUGGCGGCUUCGGACGCUUUUACAAAGGCCUAAGUGCAGCGAUCCUACGAGCAUUCCCGCACAACGCUGUAGCCUAUUCUGUCUAUGCUUUGGUCGUAACAGCAUUGACUGUGCCGCAGCAUGCAGCAGUUGAAUAG